AUGAAGAGUUGCAGCUUAGAUCUUUGCCUAUCUCCAAUGGCCUCUACGCUUGAAUCUUGCCGCCGAAUUUCUACAGUAAGUGAUCAUUCGUCAGCCAUAAGAUCUAGGGAGAUCAAUGCAUUCUAUGAUGGGGGAUUACGCGAGUACGAUCUCGUAGAGAUCCAGAUAAGGGAAAUCUUAGAGAUGGCGAGAAAGGACUGUGAAGUGACGACGUUGGAGUUAGCGCCGGCGAGACUUGAACCGCCAUCAGGGUGUUCGGUGAAGAGAUCUGUGAAGAGGUUUUUGGAGAAGAGGAAGAAGAGAAAUAAAUCUUUUGUACCUAACAGUUACACUUACACCACCAGCUCCUCCUCAUCUUCGCAUCCUUUCCAACAUAUUUAA
Molecule: messenger RNA, 381 nt
Organism: Microthlaspi erraticum
Lineage: Eukaryota; Viridiplantae; Streptophyta; Magnoliopsida; Brassicales; Brassicaceae
Source: the annotation of a GenBank genome assembly